This is a messenger RNA of Cylicostephanus goldi, 966 nucleotides long. Lineage: Eukaryota; Metazoa; Nematoda; Chromadorea; Rhabditida; Strongylidae. The record is from the annotation of a GenBank genome assembly.
GAAGAGAAGAUGUCACCCGAGCAGCUCGAAUCACUAAUUGACUCACUGAACACCGAAGCGGAACAUCUGAAAGAGAAAAUCAAUGAGCUAUCUAUGAAAGUGCGAAGUUUCCCAUUGGGAUGUGAUCGUUACCACAGGAAUUAUUGGCAAAUACCUGGUGUGCCAUCGAUUCUGGUGGAGUCCGUCGAAAGUUCUGGACCAUCGAAUCCGGCGUGUAACAUUGAUGAAACCUGUGCAAAGGAUCCAGCGCAGCUUCAAGGUAGUUUCAUCUUCUCUCGUGGGAAAGAAUCAAUGUUGAAAUUUUUAGCUCCUGGCUUCGUCCAUCCUGAUGUGAUCGCUUGCGUAGAAGACCUUGUGGAUGAUGUCGUUACGGCUCGGUCUCACACGGAUCGACGAAAGCGGAAGCGGUUCCGUCGUAUGGAUAAUCCAUAUAAAAGGGGCUGGUGGUCUGUGGAUACUAAGGAAGCCCUAGAAUCUGUGCGAAGCAGUUUGCACGGUAGAGGUAUUCGUGAACGGGUUCUGCAUCGGUUACUCUGCAAAUCGUGGUUUUUGAAAGAUGUAAAAUUAGGCAAAGUUGAACUAGAAAAGGUUGAGGAGGAGAUGGACUUGGGCAAAUUCAAGAACUUGAGCUAUACUGCCGUACAUCGCCGACUUGAUGAGCUUGAAACUAGGAUAAACAAGGCCAAAAUCGCUGCAAGAGUCACUGCCAAUGGACUUCUACGAAACGGUGAAAGAACGUCAGCUGAGCUUAGGCAAAGGAUUCUACAUUGCGAAAAGCGAAUCAACCGAAGCUUCUUUAGACCCAGUUUUUGUGUCAGUGACAAGAAAUAUCUGGCCCAUACACUGAAAAUGGAGGAAGAAAGAAAGAAUGGUAGUCAUCCUGACGAAGAGGAAGAACGAUCAGAAGCUGACCGUGAUGAAGAAGAUGGUGACAGAGAAGAUACAGACAGCCGUGAAAUGAUAGAU